Messenger RNA from Pieris macdunnoughi, 402 nucleotides. The record is from the annotation of a GenBank genome assembly. NCBI's taxonomy places the organism in Eukaryota, Metazoa, Arthropoda, Insecta, Lepidoptera, Pieridae.
AUGGGUCGCGUACGUACCAAAACUGUCAAAAAAGCUGCAAAAAUCAUUAUUGAAAAGUACUACACUAGACUCACAUUGGAUUUUGAUACAAACAAGAGAAUAUGUGAAGAAAUAGCUAUCAUACCCACCAAGCCUCUUCGUAACAAAAUUGCUGGGUUUGCCACCCAUUUGAUGAGACGUCUCAGACAUUCCCAAGUACGAGGUAUCUCCAUCAAAUUGCAAGAAGAGGAGCGUGAAAGACGUGAUAACUAUGUCCCUGAGGUCUCCGCCUUGGAACAUGAUAUCAUUGAAGUUGACCCUGACACCAAGGAGAUGUUAAAAAUGUUAGAUUUUAACAACAUUAAUGGCCUUCAACUCACCCAACCUGCUACACAGGGUGGAUAUGGUGGUAGACGUAAUUAA